Molecule: messenger RNA, 1149 nt
Organism: Arachis stenosperma
Lineage: Eukaryota; Viridiplantae; Streptophyta; Magnoliopsida; Fabales; Fabaceae
Product: protein MAIN-LIKE 1-like
Exons: 4
Coding region: 1-1149 (382 amino acids)
Biological process (GO): meristem maintenance; meristem development
Source: RefSeq, a predicted model, not a curated record
AUGUUGACCUGUGAUCAUCCAGUUCCGCCAGAUCGGUACAACGAUCGAGUGGAGGAGCAUUUGCGAGUUACUGGAUUUUAUCAUGCAUCGCAAAUUGGUGUCGUACAGAAUCAGAAAGCACUCGUGAAUGCUCUAAUCGAACGCUGGCACCCUGAUACACAUACGUUUCACCUUCCAAUUGGUGAAUGUGCUGUAAGUCUUGAAGAUGUUGCUCUAAUUCUUGGUCUACCGACGGAUGGUCUUCUAGUUACUGGGAUGACAAUGAGUAGCUUCCCAGCGUUGGAGGCGGAGUGUUUGCAUCAGUUUGGAGUUGCACCGAGUGUGCACUGGAAGUUUCUACCCUUGCUUCGUGAUUUUGCCAGUAUUGGACAGUAUAGUUGGGGAUCGGCAUGCCUAGCACACCUCUACAGGGCAUUAUGCAGGGCAUCUCGUUAUAACUGUAAGGAAAUGGAUGGUCCAAUAACACUUCUGCUCGGUUGGGCUUGGAUGCGAAUGCCAUACCUAUCGCCGCUUCCUAGGGAACCCCACAGUUUUCCACUAGCCAACAGGUGGCGUAAUUGGGAGCGUGGUGACAGACGAUAUAGAUAUCUUAAUCUAGCUCACUUUAGGAAGGCCUUUGAUGACCUGCAGGAAGGCCAAUUUGUGUGGGUUGCAUAUGCUGUGGAUCGUGUGGAUCCGAACAUCAUUCCUGCUGAAAUAUAUAUGCAGUCGGUUGUGUGGACCGCUACUGUUCCGUUGGUGUCAUUUGAAUGUAUCGAGUGGCAUGCUACCGAUAGGUUUAGGCGACAGUUCGGUUUCGUACAGGGAGUACCUUCUGAAGGGCGGAGUCUGGAUAAGGCCCAUGGAGAAGUCCUGACUGGUCCUAAGAAUCUUAACUGGGCCACAACACCGAUUCAUUCAAGUUGGGUAAUGUAUUGGACAAACAGGUAUAACUACAUUCUUUCUGAGCUUCCCAUUAAUUCACCGCAUCCAUUGGAAACUUACAUGUUGUGGUACCGGUCAAAAUAUGGCCACCGGUUGAACUUGUCGAAUCUUGUGGGUCAAGACAGUGAUGAGGAUAAUCAGGAUAUCGAUGAGGGUAAUGAGGUUAUGGAUGAGGAUAAUGAGCGAAUGGAUGAUGAUCAAAACCUCCAAAAUAAUUGUGUUUAA